AUGGCGGGUCCACUAUCACACAAACCUCCAACUCCGCUCCAGACACCGCCAUGGGCGGCCCCGCGGCGCAGCCCAAAGGAGGACGACGCGGAGCGUCCGAACGGAGCCCCCGCCUCCAGAGGACGCGGUUUGCGCCGAGCUUCCACGGAGCGCGCAGCGACGAUGGACUCACUGCCGUCAGUCCUGCCGCUGGAUGCGGGAAAUGCUGCAGAGCAGCGGUCCCCCGGCGACUCACAGUCUCCGUGGCCGGCAGCCGACUUCCUCCGCGGCCCUUUUGACGGCAACGCGGCAGCGGAGCCGGCGAUCCGUCAGCAAGGGCCGACGGGCGUUCCGCGGUGCCUGAGCUUCGACGGGUACCAGCCGCGCACGGCGGAGUCGAAAUGGGCGAGCUCGCCCUGGGGAAGGGCGUACCUGGGGGAGCGCGGCAGCCCGCGGAGGACCCGCGGACAUUGCGCCGUGCGCAGCAGCAAGAGCGCAGGCGCAGAGGGGGCGAGCGCGCGGGUGGGUUCUCUUCAGCGGGUGGAGUCGGGCAAGGUUGCGCCAACCACCAUCGAGAUCUGA
This is a messenger RNA of Closterium sp. Yama58-4, 561 nucleotides long. The record is from the annotation of a GenBank genome assembly. Lineage: Eukaryota; Viridiplantae; Streptophyta; Zygnematophyceae; Desmidiales; Closteriaceae.